Molecule: messenger RNA, 1074 nt
Organism: Exophiala bonariae
Lineage: Eukaryota; Fungi; Ascomycota; Eurotiomycetes; Chaetothyriales; Herpotrichiellaceae
Exons: 1
Coding region: 1-1074 (357 amino acids)
Biological process (GO): siderophore biosynthetic process
Source: RefSeq, a predicted model, not a curated record
AUGCCUCAGACAUCACCGGGCGUUGGUCCGCUAGUCAGGUUACCUGAACCCUGGAAGACAACAUACGAAGUCACUAUCUCAGCAGGGAUAGAUUCUGUGCCUUUGUUCAGCCUUGUGCUUUCCCGAAAGCAAUUGUCCGGUUCAAGUUUACCACCAGAACCACUUCAUCUCGAGUCUUUGAGAUUUAGUGAUCUUGGAUUGGAGCCCAAUGUGCCCACACCUGGAGUUGGAGAUAAUUCUCUCGAGGCACGUUAUCACCGGUCACUUAUUUCACUUGUCUCGUGGAACACAUCGAUAGCACCUAGUGCCAGUCAGAUAUGGAAUCUAGCAUAUGCGAUUGUCACCAGGCAUCCGGAGGUCGAGGACUUUCGCCUGGAGCUCACUGGACCUGGGGCUACUGGGUUAUCUGACGCGCUUCGCGCUACUGGUCUGGCCAGCCGUCUGCCCAAAUUCAUAUCAACCGAGCGCUCUGCACCCUCAACGGCUAGAAGAUCUCUGGCCUGGAUAAUGCGAUCAAGUUUCUGGCAAGGUGCUGGGUCCCCGUUUGGCACCCGCCCUGUGUGGGUUGCAAAUCCAGAUCUGUUCGGACAUCUCUCUAAAACAUUGACUUCCGUGCCUGCCUUUCCUUAUGAGCACACUGUUACAUUCAGUCUUGAAGGUCGGCCUGUCCAUGCACAGCAUCCCGUGCGACCGCCAAAGCCAGCUCACGGUGCGGUCAUCUACAGCCGCUAUAUUCCUCAUCUGGACGAAUUCUUCUCUAUGGUUCACUUUGAUUGGAGAAACAAAACCCAUCUUCAACUAUUCCAUGACUGGCAGAACGACCCUCGCGUGGCCGCAGGCUGGAACGAAACUGGAUCACUAGAGCAGCACCGCGAGUACUUGCGGAAAAUUGACGAGGAUCCUCACCAGAUGUCUAUCCUCGCAAGGUUUAAUGAUACCUAUUUUGCCUACUUUGAGGUCUACUGGGCAAAGGUGCGGAAGUACAUAUCUUACAUUCCACGUUCUGGUGACUUACACUGUCUCGAAUUUCUAGGAGGACCACAUGGGCGUUUAUUUAUCUCCCCAAGCUGGUGA